Messenger RNA from Polypterus senegalus (gray bichir), 3355 nucleotides. It is a transcript of the gene gucy2f, whose product is annotated as guanylate cyclase 2F, retinal. NCBI's taxonomy places the organism in Eukaryota, Metazoa, Chordata, Cladistia, Polypteriformes, Polypteridae. The record is from RefSeq and is a predicted model, not a curated record. Gene Ontology annotation, biological process: protein phosphorylation; receptor guanylyl cyclase signaling pathway; intracellular signal transduction. The transcript has 18 exons. Gene Ontology annotation, molecular function: protein kinase activity; guanylate cyclase activity; peptide receptor activity. The coding region runs from base 1 to 3315 and encodes 1104 amino acids.
AUGUGUAAAAUUCUGCUCUACCUUAAUGGCUUAUUUUUGAAAUCAUCUAUCAUUUCAAAGAGAAUAAAGUUAAAAUGGAAAACCAAUGUAAGGAAGGUGCAAAUUUUUCUCUGCAUUUUGAUUGGAAUACUGACUUCUCCAUACCACGUGGAAUGCUUAAACUUCAAUAUUGGAGUUCUAGGACCUUGGAAAUGUGACCCCCUUUACUCCAGAGUAUUUCCUGAGCUGGCAGCUAAAUUAGCAGUGGAUCGGAUAAAUAAUGAUUUGUCUUUGGAUUUAGGCAACAAGAUAGAUUUUGUAGUUCUCCAAGAAGAUUGUGUAACUUCAAAAGCACUUAGUAUGUUUUUGGGAUAUGAAAAUAUGGUAUCAGCAUUCCUUGGACCUUUAAAUCCAGGCUAUUGUGAUGCUGCAACUCUUCUGAGCAAGAACUGGAACAAAGCCAUUUUUUCCUGGACUUGCAUCAGUAAUGAACUGGACAUGGUGAGGAGUUACCCAGUAUUUACAAGGACAUUACCUUCACCUACAAAAGUUUUGUUUAAUGUCAUGAAAUAUUUCACCUGGGCAAAUAUUGGUAUUGUUUCAUCCAAUGAAGACAUGUGGAUUGAUACAGCCAAAAGGGUGGCAGACUCUCUUAGGAUCCUUGGAUUGCCUGUUGGACUCGUGACAUCACUGGGUGAUGGCCCCACAGGUAUAGAGACGAGCCUUCAAAAAAUUAAGGAAGCUGGAAACCUCAAGAUGAUCAUCAUGUGCAUGCACUCUGUACUGCUUGGAGGUGAACAACAAGCUGCAUUUUUGGAGAAAGCUAAUGAAAUGGGACUGACUGGCGGGAGAUAUGUCUUUGUACCUUAUGAUACGUUGCUCUACAGUCUCCCAUACAAAAACACUUCUUUUUUUAUAUUGGGAAACAACAGCAAAGUCAGAGAAGCCUAUGAUUCAGUAUUGACAAUAACUGUUGAAUCUGAGGAAAAUUCAUUUAUUGAAGCAUUCAAUGAGGCAAAAAAACUUGGUGAAAUAACUACAGACCUGCUGCCUGAACAGGUCUCUCCACUCUUUGCUAACAUUUACAAUGGAAUUUAUCUAUUGGCAAAAGCUAUGAACAAUGCCAGAACAAAUGGCUUCUCAGUGACAGAAACUAAUUUAGUUAAAUAUACCAGGAAUAUAACAUUUAAUGGCUUUAAUCAGAGAAUUCAAACUGACAGCAGGGGAGAUGGUCUUACUAAUUAUGUCAUCUUAGAUUCAAAUGGACUACACAGCCAGCUGUACAGCACACAUUAUAUAGAUAUGUCAUCAGACAUGGUGAGAUUUCUGGGAAGAGUUAUUCACUUUCCUGGGGGAUCACCUCCUGCCCCUGACUCCAGAUGCUGGUUUGAUGAAAAUAAAAUUUGCACAGGAGGUGUGGAGCUCACCUUUGUGAUUCUUAUAUUUGCUCUCAUAUUAUCUCUUGGCCUUUUUGGAGUGGGAUUAGCUCUUAUGAUCAGACGUCGCAUUCAACAGAUCCAGCUUGUUAAAGGUCCGAAUAAAAUCCUUCUCAGUUUAGAAGAUUUGACUUUUAUAAACCCACAAUUGAGCAAAAGGAAGUUGACUCUAGAAGACAUCUGUGACACCAAAAGCAUCAUUGAAGGACGGAGUGUAAAAUCAUUAGCACACUCCCAUUCAGCAAAAAGUAUAACAUUUGCAACCUAUGAGACAUCUAAUGUAGCUGUAUAUGAGGGAGACUGGGUUUGGCUGAAGAAGUUUGAAAAUGGAUCUUUCAGAGAUGUCAGGCCAAGCUCUACCAGUAUUUUAAGAAAGAUGAAGGACUUACGAAAUGAAAACAUAAACCCUUUCCUAGGGUUUUUCUCAGAGUGUGGUAUUUUUGCUAUUGUGACGGAGCAUUGUUCUAGGGGAAGUCUGCAGGAUCUGCUUAGAAAUGAUGAUGUGAAGUUGGACUGGAUGUUCAAGUCAUCACUUUUACUAGACUUGAUUAAGGGCAUGAAAUACCUUCAUCACAAAGACUUUCCUCAUGGACGCUUGAAAUCACGCAAUUGUGUGGUAGAUGGACGGUUUGUGUUAAAAAUCACAGACUAUGGCUACAAUGAGUUGUUAGAGACUCAGAAAGUUCCUCGUAUUAAGCCACAAGCAGAAGAGCUUUUUUGGACAGCGCCUGAAUUCCUUAGAGAUCCAGAUAUGUCCAGGAAAGGAACCUGCAAAGGAGAUGUUUACAGUUUUGCAAUUAUAUUACAAGAAGUGGUUGUCCGUGGCUCACCUUACUGUAUGUUGGGACUGUCCCCUGAAGAGAUUAUAAGAAAAGUGAAGAAACCUCCACCUAUGUGCCGUCCAACAGUGGCUCCAGACCAAGCUCCACUAGAAUGCAUUCAGCUAAUGAAACAAUGUUGGAGUGAACUACCAGAAAGAAGGCCCGACUUUGAUAGCAUAUUUGAUCAAUUUAAAACUAUAAACAAGGGUAAAAAGACCAACAUUAUAGAUUCAAUGCUGAGGAUGCUUGAACAGUACUCUAGUAAUCUGGAAGAUUUGAUCAGAGAAAGAACAGAGGAGCUGGAAGUAGAAAAACAAAGGACAGAAAAACUUCUAUCUGAGAUGCUUCCACCUUCUGUUGCUGAAGCUCUUAAGACUGGAGGUACUGUGGAACCAGAAUACUUUGACCAAGUCACAAUCUAUUUCAGUGAUAUUGUUGGAUUCACAACUAUUUCAGCUCUUAGUGAACCUAUAGAAGUUGUUGAUCUCUUAAAUGAUCUUUAUACAUUGUUUGAUGCUGUUUUAUGCAACCAUGAUGUAUAUAAGGUGGAAACAAUAGGAGAUGCAUAUAUGGUGGCUUCAGGGCUUCCAAAAAGAAAUGGAAACAAACAUGCAGCAGAAAUUGCAAACAUGUCUUUAGAUAUUCUCAGUUCAGUUGGAACUUUCAAAAUGCGACACAUGCCUGAAGUACCUGUACGGAUACGAAUAGGUUUGCAUUCAGGAUCUUGUGUAGCUGGAGUAGUAGGUCUCACAAUGCCAAGGUAUUGUCUUUUUGGAGACACAGUAAACACUGCAUCACGUAUGGAAUCCACUGGGUUGCCUUAUCGAAUUCACGUAAACCAAAGUACUGUAAAUAUUCUACUUUCAUUGAAUGAAGGCUACAAGAUUGAGACCAGAGGAAAAACAGAAUUGAAGGGAAAAGGAAUUGAAGAAACGUACUGGCUUGUUGGGAAGGAAAACUUUUUAAAACCUUUACCUGUACCCCCAGAAAUUAAAGAAGGGGAUAACUGGCAAGAUAUGAUGACUCGAGAAAUUAAACAAAUUUUCAAAAAAGCCAACAGGAAUGUGGAUAAAAUUUAAGGAAAAUUUCUGAAUCCAAAGGUGAAAUCAUAAAACUCAC